Blastomyces dermatitidis ER-3 is the source of this 2973-nucleotide messenger RNA. Its product is annotated as chromo domain-containing protein. The transcript has 7 exons. Bases 317 to 976 code for a protein of 219 amino acids. Gene Ontology annotation, molecular function: chromatin binding. The record is from RefSeq and is a predicted model, not a curated record. Gene Ontology annotation, biological process: chromatin organization; negative regulation of transcription by RNA polymerase II. NCBI's taxonomy places the organism in Eukaryota, Fungi, Ascomycota, Eurotiomycetes, Onygenales, Ajellomycetaceae. Gene Ontology annotation, cellular component: pericentric heterochromatin; nucleus.
UCGGCAUCGGUUGAUAUGCGGCGUUGACGAAGUGGAAUAAUUUCUGGAUUAUGUAACUAACUAACUAACUAACUUAGUCUAGUCACUAGUCAAACUUCCUUCCCGAUCCGGAUGUUAUUUUAGUUCCCAACCACCUCCAAACAACGCGCGCAGUUGCAAUUCGCGACCUGGAUGUCAUCGCCUCAAGGAGAGAGGAAAAUCCCAUUAUAGCUCAAUAGAGUGACGGCUGGCUCAGCUUUUUAUUCACAAGAAUAUCUCUACUACUAGGACUGGACGCGGAUUUGAUACAUUCCCAGCUACUUGUGUGGAUUCAAUCAUGCCUCCUGCCCUUCAAUCGAGCGAAGAUGAAUCUGGAGGGGAAUCUAUCCCCUUCAAUGAGCCCGAAGACAAGCUACCGUCCACCAAGAAAACUGCCGAGGAUGAGGACCAGGACGAGACUGGUGAAGAGGACGACAAUGUAUAUGUCGUUGAGAAGAUUAUGGGACAUGAGUUUGCCAAAGAUGGCACUCUACUGCUCCAGGUAAAAUGGAAAGGCUAUGAAAAUCCAGAAGAUCAGACGCUUGAACCAGAGGAAAAUCUAGUAGGGGGCGCCGAGGAUGUUAUGAAAGAGUAUUUCUCCUUGAUAGGCGGACGACCUGAGAAGUCGUCGAAAAAACGGAAGUCCAUUACGACGUCUACACCCACACGCGGCACGGCGGCCAGCAAAAGGUCAAAGACAUCUCGCGCCUCGGAAUCGAAUGAGACACCAGAAACGGAAAAUAAUGUUGCGGAUUGGGUACCGAAAACGAAGAACUGGGAUUCACAGGUCAAGUCCAUCGAUACAAUAAUGCGCGAUCCACCCACAGGUAAUUUAUUUGUGUACCUCAACUGGAAUAACGACAAGAAAGCCAAAGUCUCGAUUCAGCAAUGUUAUGAAAAGUGUCCGCAGAAGAUGCUACAAUUUUACGAACAACAUUUGGUUUUCAAGGACGCUUAGUCCUAUGCUCCCCACUAGCCUUGACUUUUUCCUACUUUAUAUUGUCAAGGAGGUUACCAAACGGUCGUCCUCUUGGAUAUGUAUCUCUAUCAUGAAUUUUCUGCACUCCUCUUCCUGGCUGGCGGUAUGUCAAGACAGAAGGUGCCGUUUCCGGACCGACCGCCGUGAAACCCAAACCAACUUUCUACCCUUAUCUUACAUAUCCGCAAAUUUCUGGUACUUUGUAACGCCACAAAUAAUUCGGAAGGUGUUUUCCCCCCGUGUGAUAUUGGUUAGUGAUUCAAGGAUCAUGGAGAAAAAAAAUUACUUCCCAAUACUGUGUUCUACUAUAUCUUUUAGCUUUUAGCCUUGGCUUUGUCGUUACUCUUUUACUACCAUGGCUGGCUUUCUUUCAACUUUUAAAGGACAGGAAAGACAGGAAAUUGAAGUAUCUGUAAUUCUUCUCGCCCUUUAUUGGCCUUCUUUUCAAUAUUUUGUGCUUUUCUAGGCGUUCUUCUUCUCUUAUUUCCUAGUCUUCUUUUAUUUUCAUCUGCUUCCUAGCUCUGGUCUUUUGAUUUUAUUUAAAAGAUGAAUUCCUGAGUUCUCGUUUGGGUGCUUUAAAUUUAAGCAAGCUAACGUUAGUAAUGGAUGUUUAUUGAUAAUUUAGCAUUUGACCAUGUAGCGCUUUUAGCUUCAAGGUAUCUUGGAAUAUGAACUUGUAUAUAAUUUUUUCGGCUUCAAUCCCACUGACGGUCAUUGGAUAUCACAAACCAGCAAAAAUGAAAGGAAAGAAGGGCGCCGAGAAAAUGUCUUAAAUGAAGCGUCUUCCAUCACUCGGCUGGGUCCUCCAUUUGGAUUAUCACCUCUCUGCGGGUCAUUAUAUACUCAAACCGCGCAUUGAAAAGCUCAUCCCCAUGCUUCUGCAGCACAGCCUCAAUGCCCUUCGAAUCCGGCGCUUCAAGGCAUUCAUCGUCUUCUUGCGUCCAAACCCCUCUAACAUUAUCGGGUAUUCCCUUCCCAGCUGCCAUCGUCUCGAGCACUGUAUCAGCUAGAUCGGGGUCCAUCGUGGUGCAGGCAAGAGCCUCGAGCACUUGCUGCUGGGUGUAUGCAUUGCGGCCAGUGGUUUUGGAGGCGAUCCAUUCGUCCAUGUGCUCGAUGGAGGGUUGAUCAUCCGCCGAGGAUGAGGGUCCGUUACCCGCGCGCGCAUCUCCAUCUGUAACUGGGGUUGGCUGGGGCGUUUGAGAGCCGUUUAACUCGCCUUCGCGAUCUAGGAGCUGAGGAGGGGUUUGAUAAUGACUUUCCAAAGUCUCCUGUCGAAAUUGUUGAGGGGCAGUUUCAAAACGUUCCUCUGAUGCUGAGUUGGUGGUGGACACCGCACAGCUUGCGGAGCCGGACUUUUCGCUGUUACCGGGAUAGGGGGAGUCGAAUUUUGAAUGUGUGCUUCCUUCCCGAGCAGAGGAAGAGCGAGAGUCUCCUGGCGGACGCUUCGAAGUCACUAUUUUAUCGGAUUGGAUGCUUGUAGCGGAUGGAGAUGCCGAUGCUUGGGGUAUGUGCCCAAUAGUACUUCGUUUUCGACGUUUCGCGGAGCUAGAUUCUAUUCCGGUGGAAGGGAUAUCUACUGCGCUCUGCCGUCGUUUUCUAAUAUCUAUGCGCUGUUUCUUCCGGGGAGUGAAAUGUUGUGGCUUCCCACUCUCGGGAACGGGCAAAUGGUUGUGGCUUUCACUACGUUGUCUCCUGGAAGAUUCAGUACUAGGCGAAGGAGUGGCAGUUGCUUCAUGGCGAUUUGCUUGUGGAGUCCUGCGAGAGGGGUCAGGUUUCGAUCUCCUUGCCUUGUACUCUGGAAGGAUAACGUUAUGAAAAAAGGACUUCCAUUCCGCAACAGAUUUCCCGGUCUAUCGUAGUUCUAGGUUAGAAAAAGAGAAACGAUGCACAAUUAAGGAUCUGCGGACGUCAUACAUUUUCAGCAUACGCGGACCAGGCCUCACCUUCUUUGCCCUCUUCAAUAUUGAGAAUAUCCU